GCGGGAGAACGCGCCAUUGAAGUCCUCGUUUUCUUCUUCUGAGAUGCACCGACAGAAUUUCCGACCCCCGACUCCUCCUUGCCCCAGCCCGGGUGUAGGAGGUUGGGGAAGCGGGAGCAGCUUCCGGGGUACCCCGGGCGGAGGCGGAGCGCGGCCGCCAUCCCCGCGGGACGGGUACGGGAGUCCACACCACACGCCGCCGUACGGGCCCAAGUCUAGGCCCUACGGGAGCAGCCACUCUCCGCGACACGGCGGCAGCUUCCCUGGGGGCCGGUUCGGGUCUCCGUCCCCUGGCGGCUACCCUGGCAACUACUCCAAGUCCCCCGCGGGGUCCCAGCAGCAAUUCGGCUACUCCCCAGGGCAGCAGCAGACCCACCCCCAGGGUUCUCCAAGGACAUCUACACCAUUUGGAUCAGGGCGUGGUAGAGAAAAGAGAAUGUCUAAUGAGUUGGAAAGUUAUUUCAAGCCUUCAAUGCUUGAAGACCCUUGGGCUGGCCUAGAACCAGUAUCUGUAGUGGAUAUAAGCCAACAAUACAGCAAUACUCAAACAUUCACAGGCAAAAAAGGAAGAUACUUUUGUUAACAUUUCUGAAAUUCAACUGGAAGCUUCAUUUGUCAGGAACAUCUUGGACAAAACUUUUGCUUGUAAUUAAGUUGAACCCUAACGUGGUGACUUUGAAUAAUUAGUUGUGUCUUCCUUCAUCAUAUCAAGUAUUUUUGGUGUUAGAGAAGACAUAUGGUAGGAUAAUUUGCAAUAUUUAGCUCUCUGGAAGUGCCUACCAAUUUUAGAAGAUUGACAGUUUCCAAAUACUUAACAUUCUUGGUUAUAUAAUGGACAUUUGUCUUUUAAUGUUUUUCCAAUGUUUCAAAAUAAAACGUUUUGUCUUUCUAGCUAUAUUGUGCUUUGUCAUAUGCCAAAGAAUUAUUAAAAUAAUGCUUUGUAAUCACAUAGUUAGAAUUCGUAAGUAUAUAUUUUGCAUACUACUUUUGAAAAUGAAAUAGACUGUCCUUUGUCCUGUAGACAGUUCUUUAUUUGUUCAUAGGGAAAGGCGGUAAAGGAAAAGAAUAAAGGAGAUUUCUAUUCAUAUUAUAACCAUUGUUCUGCAUGCAUAUUUUAUGUAAUGCUUUUGUAAAAAUGCAUUGAAACUUGAUUGAAAGUUACAGAAACCCGCUUAAGCUUAAAUUAAAAUAUUCAUACCCUUUAUACUUAUUUAACUGCAGAGGACAAGGAUAGACCUACUUCUUGCAUAGCUAUAUUAAAGAAUUCUGCAUCUGAAUUUCUCUACUCCACAUCUCUCAGUAUUGUGGAGUCAUUUUCUCUUGAGGCCCAGGAAGAUGGCUACCAGCAGUCUUAAGUCACUUCCAUUGUGAAGAGAACAUUUCCCAGCUCUGUCAAUCUCAGUGAAGACAGAUUGGCCAUGCUUAGGUCAAAUUUUAGAGUCUUAAGCCAAUAACUAUGAUCAAGGCAGUGUGGCAUGAUUAGCUUGGACAUGGAUUCACCCCUACAAUGAGGCAGGGUCCCAUGGUCUUCAGCCCCACCAGGCCUCCCUGGACUAAAGAAAGGCUUUCCAAAGGAAGGAAUGCUACGUACCUAUACCUACAGUAAUGGGGAGAAAAAUGAAAAUGUUGGGGAUUUUCAUUUUCCCCAACUAUUUAAACAAAAUCAAGUCUUAUAACAUUCAGGCUUUUUAAAUAUUUUAGGGUCACAAUAUAUGAUGAAAGUAUAGCUAAAAUUUUAUUUAAACAUUCCCAGAAAGAAAGCUUUAAAAGUGAAAAGGUUACACCACCUAUUUGAGCCAUAACCACUUCUAUUUGUAUGUUAGGUCUUUUCACAGAGGCAAAACAAAAUGAGAAGGGAAGGAUUUUAGAUUAAUAAAAGCUCCAUGACACCCAGGACUACUACUACCAGUUACUAGCUUGGUGAAUUAUUUAACUUCUCUGUGCCUCAAUUUUCUUAUAUGUAAAAUGAAAAACUUAACAGUACCCAUGUCAUAGAGGUGUUGUGUUUGAGGAUUAAAUGGGUUUACAUGUGUGAAAACUCUUAGGCCAGAGCCUGGCACAUAGUAAGCCCUCUAAAUGGUAGCUGUUACUUUCUCACCCCUGUAUCCUCAGCUCUUAGAAUGAUGCCUGGAAAAUAGUAGGUGCUUAAUAAAUAUUUGGUGAGUGGAUGCAGACAUUCUGAUUAUAACUACUAUAUUGCUCUGCCUUUAUCUCCUAUAUAUAAAGAGAAUAGUAUUUUUCCCCCAAUGUUCUAAAGGGAAUGUCCUUAUUUUCUAACGUCUUUCUAGAUGAUUUGAGGUCAUGACGUAUGAUGAAAAUUAAAGCAAGUACAAUACUUUUGCAUACCUUUUAUUGAACUUAAUAGGUAAGAAAUAUUAUCUCUAGGAAGUGACAUUUAGAAAUAAUCAUUAAGCCAUUGCUUGGAGAUCACUGGAUUAUUGGCAAAAAUAAAGGAAGUCAAGAAAGGUUUUAUGCUAAUGUAUUCGUAUCAUAUUUGGAAAACAUUCAAAUUAUAAUUGUUCUAAUGGCUUAUGUGCAUUUUAUUUUACUACUUUAUAAGUGUAAUGUUAACUAAAUGUAAAAUUUCUCUUCUGCCAAGUUACCAACAUCUUCCAGAGGUCUGACCUUUCUGAUUUUAAGAGAAACAUUUUUGUCCUCAGGAAAGAUACAUUGCUUUACUGCUCUGGUUGGUAGUGUAUAUAGUUAUCAAAGGUCUUUCGACAUUGAUAUUGGUUUGUUUAUAUUACUAGCCUAUUUUUGUUUAGCUGAGUGAAAGGAAUUGAUCAUUCUUUUAAAUGAAAAAUGAUUUUUUAAAUUGUUCCAGAAUACACGUUUUUACCUCCACAGAGAUGCUAAAUAACUGUGUUAGGGAAAUUUAUAGUUAAGUAUGCAUCUUAAAUAUUCAUAUAAUUAAAGAACGGAAGUAUAAUCUAUAGCUGGGUUUUCAAACAUGGGUGUUUGUACUUCUGGGAGUAUUUAACUGUAAAGGCAAAGAUAGCUUUAAGGGGAUUUUGAUCCAGAUCCUCAAAUCCCAGAUGCACUCUUUAGUUAAAAUGAUGUGCUUAAAGAACAUUUCCAUGAUCAGUGGAUUAUGCCAGUUCUCUUUUUUUCCCUUCUGCCUUUUCAUAAUUACCCUUCUCCCCCUUGACAGAAGAAACCUAUGGCAGGUUGUGUUUUUCAAAAAUGAUGCCAACAAUAUUUCAGGUCCCUCAGACUCUUCCAAAACCUUGCCUCUACCUCAUCAAGAUAGAGAGUUAUGUCCCUGCCCUUUGAACUCAAGCAGACCUUUCUGACUGCCCAAGGAAGUACGGUGGAAGUUAAUGUGUUUUCAUCACAGGUGAAGUGUGGUCUUAGAAAUGAGUUAUGUUGGCCCAUGUGGAGAUAUUCAGAACUCACAUGUGUUGUCAAUUAGGGAGAUAGAGUGAUGACAGUUUUUGUUUAUAGGCCUUGCCUUUUUUGUCUCCUGACUACUCAAAAAAUCAUUUUUCCUGUGGGUGAAUCAUGUGAAAGCAAAGAGAGCAUGAACAUAAUGUGAAGGGAAAGGCACUUUAUUUUUAGGAAACAAUGAAAAAGUUGCUUGCCUCAUUUAUCUUAGAAUAUUUAAGAUUGGUAUACAGGCAUGAUGGGUUUUGGUGAAUCUGCUGUCAAGCCAGCUGUCUUUUCCCCAUUUUCAAUAAUGAUAAAGAACCUGAUGAAUAUGUCUCAAACCUGUCUUAAUAGCAUAAUUUGCAUGAUUUCAAGGAGGAAGAAGUUAAAAUUUCCAUGUUUCUUUCUGACAUAUUAACUUUACAUCUUAAAAGAUCAUAUUUCAGAGGUAAGUUCAUGAUUUUUAUAUUUUCUAGAGUAUUUUUCAGAUUCUUAGGAGAAACAUUUUUAUUAUCCUUUGCCAGUUCAUUAUUAGAUUCUAUAAAUCCAUAUUAAUUUUUUACCUGGCCCAAGUCUCCUGCUUAUUGUCUCUGAGCCAUUUCUCUGUUCUAUUUUUCAUUCCUACUAUGUGUUUAGUUUAAAUUAACAGAUAUAUAUUGUGGAUUUUACUGUAAAUAAAACACAUGAUAGUCGUAAGUAUACAUUGUAUAAACCCAGAACUUAGUAAUGACCCAACAUCUUUUCUUUUUUGCUCUUAAUUUCCACAGUCUAAUUUUUCAUCUAACCUAAGAAACUAUUAUUUAUAAUUAUAUAUAAUCCAUUAUAUACCACUUAGUAAAAACACUGCCAACUAAACUAUAAUAUGCUGUCAAUUAUAAGAUGCAUCCCAAUUUCAGAGAUGUUAAAAUGUACAUCUUAGUUUGAUAAAAUACUAUAAACAAUACUUUUAAAAGCAGAACAUGUAUUUACGUAUAGGUUUGGGUGUAAAUGUCCACAAAACAUAGUCGAGGACAGUGCAUUUAACUUUGAAAAACCAGCUUUACUUAGGAUUAAUUCUUCCUUCUCAGGUAUUUAUAUUCUGUAACUUUCCAAGGAUAUAAGAAAGAAAAUGGCCUGAACAACAAGGUCUUCAGUGAGGGUGAUUUUUCAAUUCUUUGUUUUCAACGAAAUUGAAGAAAACUUAAUCAGAUUGUUAGUUAAAGAUCAUUAAAAAUAAUUUGAUGAUCAGUUUAUUAUUUUUGGCAUAUAACUUAAAAGGUGUACAAGAAUUAAGUGACAUCACUAUAACAAAAGUCUAUCCCUUCUUAUUUGUAUGCGUAAAUGAGUUUUCUCAGCAUUUAUAUCUAUAGUUUAAAAAUAGUAAUAAAAUUAAUGUCUCAUUCUAGCAAUUAUCAGUUUUAUGGUGUUUUUAUUGUUUGAAUAGUAAUGAUAAUCCAGAUAACAGAUAACUUGAACACUUUGAAGUUUAUAGCCAUUGGAAAUGUUUUUUUAUUUCCAAAAAUAUUUUUUAAUUUCAAUAAAUAUAUUUUUCAUACAUUUUUGAGAAACAGAUGUAUGACAAGCUAUCAGUAAAGGACUUUCAAGCAUUACACUAUUACAAUGAGAUAAAAAUUACGUGGGAAAGUAAAAUGGAAAUAUGAGUUGGGGAUAAAAUAGUGUACAAUUUCCUACUGUGUUAAGGAGUGUUUUUAGAUAGCAAAUUACUGUGAUAAUUAGAUUCAGUUGGAUACUUUAAUAAUGUAAUGGAUUUAGCUUAAAACAUCAAUGUUACCGAAAUGACUUCCUUUGCAAUUUUUGAAACUUACGAUAAAAGUGUAUUUAUGUUGACUUGAAAAGUAUAAAAGGGUACAUCACUUUUCAAAAUUACUUUAGGGAAUAUAUGACUAAAAUUUUUAAAGCUCUCAAAUCAUCAGGAGGGAGAAAGAGGAAUAUAGUAAACCAUAAAUCCAAGAGAAGUCAGGAAAAGAAGUAAAUGACAGCAGUAAGUCCAAAUAUUCCAGUAAUAACAAUGAAUCUUAAAAAAGUAAAAUCUUUUAAAAGGCAGAUUUUCAGAUUGGAUUAGAUAGAUGGAAUUAAUCUAUUUGUUGGUUUAGAAAAGAUAACAUCUAAAAUAAAAAGCUAUAAAAAGAUUGAAAUUCACAAUCACAGUGGGGAUUUUAGCACAUCUCUACUAGACGUGGAUAUAACAAGCAGAUGUAGAAUUUGUAGGGAUAUAAAGAACUGGUAUAUAAAAUAGAAAUUAUAUAUUUAUAUACAGUAUGUACACAUUUUUUCAAGUACACAAGUAUAUAAUAAUUUUUUUUUUUUUUGCGGUAUGUGGGCCUCUCACUGUUGUGGCCUCUUCCGUUGCGGGGCACAAGCUCCGGAUGUGCAGGCUCAGCGGCCAUGGCUCAUGGGCCUAGCCGCUCUGCGGCAUGUGGGAUCUUCCCGGACCGGGGCACGAACCCGUGUCCCCUGCAUCAGCAGGCGGACUCUCAACCACUGCGCCACCAGGGAAGCCCAUAUAAUAAAUUUUUUAUAAGUUUUCUAAAUCACAAAGACUCUGCAGAUUUCAAAGAUUUGAUUGAUAGGCAGAUCAUGUUUUCUGACCAAAAUGUUCAAUAAAUUUAAAAACAAAAAGCACCCUCAAAAAAUCAAUGAAACAAGGCAAAGCUAUAGAGAUUGUCAACAAAAAAGCCUAUUCUGUGCAUUAACUAAAGUCGAUAAAGAUUGAUGAAAAGGGAGUUCCCUGGUGGCCUAGUGGUUAGGAUUCCAGGCUUUCCCUGCUGUGGCCCGGGCUCAAUCCCUGGUCGGGGAACUGAGAUCCCUCAAGUUGCACUGUGGAGCCAAAAAAAAAGAAAGAAAAAAAAACAGAUUGAUGAAAAAAAGCACAAAAGGAAAAAUAUAAAAAAUGUUAACCUUUGGUGUAACAUCAGGAACUAUGCUUAAAAAAAGAACUACAGUAAGAAAACAAAGUGAUGGAAUCACCUAGAAGGAUAAUGCAAGGGUAAUCAUCACUUGCAUCAUCCUUCUGUUUUCUUUGCAUUGCCCUAAAUCCUGCUUCAUCUUUAAAGAAGGGAUAAAAGAAGUCUAGAGACACAAUCUCUGUAAAUGUUUUUUUAAGCUUUUUUAAGCUCUGUAAAUGUUUUUUUAAGCUUUUAUUUGAGCACAAUUAAGAAUUUGGCAUUUUUAAUUUUUAACCCAUAAUGGCAAAGAAAAGAAAAUUAUUAGGUAUUUCAUGAUUAUUAAACUAAUCAGCACUCUGGUCUCUUAUAAGCAAACUCUCAGAGUAUAAAUUUUCAGAUGACAAUAUCCUAGAAAGAUUUUUCUCAAAUUCAAGAAUCAAUGAGUGAACAAUAUAUUUCUAAGGACGAAAGAAUUAUGAUAUUCUUAUUUACUCAGUUAUCCAAAAGGAAAGACUUCAUCACAGAACUUUGUGACAAGAACAUCUUUUAUGUUUGUUAAUCAGAAUUGUAAGUAGACAAAUACUAAAGGCAGGUGUGUAUUCAGAAUUGAUUAAAAGGAAAUAGAUGAUGUAAAAGUGAAAAAUCAGUUGGAUUUACUGUUCUGAUUGGUGUUUAUAAAUCUGAAAGUGAAAGUGUUUUGCAAUUAUGAAGCAAAAAGAAAUGACCAUCCUUUCCUUAACAAAAAUAUGACAUCAAAGUUCUUAAAUGUAUUGCAUUUUGAAGAUGCAAGUGUAAAAAGAACAAGAAGUAAUAAUAAACUAAAGCCCAUUAGAGAUAUAUUUAAACUCUGGAGUCAAGGUUCAUAAGAUGAAUGUAUUCUAAGUUUGUGACAGUAGAUGAAUACCUAUUUAUGUUCGAGAUGCUACCCAUCUUAUGUAUUAAAUACUUUCAAAACCACGAAAAUACUGAAUAAAAAUUUGGGUUUCCUAUGUUUACAUUCUUAUUAAGAUGUCUAACAAACUUCUUUCUAUCUCUUUAUUCUCUACAUUUUGCUAAAUAACUUUAAAUGUUUUUAAAAAUUAAAAGGGCCCAUUGGACCCAGAUGACAAAUGAUGACUAAUUUUUUCUGGUAUACUGAUGAUUAAAUGAAGAAGUCAUAUUAGUACCAAUAAAGGCUUUGAAAGUCACGCAAACACAGGAUGACCAACUUUACACCAUAGUAUUUGAAAGCAUAGAUGGAAUGUGUUAUAUUUUAGAAAAAUAUUGAUACAUUAUCAGUAUUGACUCAAAAAGAAAUAGAAAGUCAGAAUAAACCAAUAACCAUGAGAGAGACUGAGUUGAUAAUCAUGAGUUCUCCCCACAGAUGAUCCAGACUUACUAAGCCUUCAUGGAAUACUUAAUUCCUAUAUUAUAAAAACUUUUAGUUAAAAAGUAUCCAAGACAUCUUACACCUGUGGUAUUAACUGAUCUCAAACCAGGCCAAGUACAGUAUAAAUGGAAAUUAUAGAUCAUUUCACUUAUGUACAUAGUUGCUGAAAAUCCUAAACAAGAUAUGACAAUUCAGCAGUUGCUCACAAACAAACCAAGAAAGAACUGAUAGGGUUUAUCUCAGGAUUGCAGUGAUGGCUCAGCAUCUAGAAAUUUAUUUCUAUAAUACAUCUUAUUGGUUAAAGGAAAAGAUCUAUACUAAUAACUCGGUAGAUGAAGAAAAAGCAUUGCUUAAAAUUAAAUACACAGAAGUCUUCCAGAAGUGGGAAAGGAAGAUAUCUGAAGUGUGAAAGUUACAAAGGAAGAGAUGAAACUGAUCUUAUGUACAGAUAAUAUUACUGUCUGUACAACUCCAAGGGAGGCAAAAUUUUUUGAAAAUUCUGGAUCCAAGAAAAAUAUAUAAUUACAGCAUUCCACACAUCAGUCAAAAAAAAUGCAAUAAAAUGCCUCAGCCUCCAAAUAGCAAUCUGCAAUAAAUCUUGGUGAGAAGGGGGUUGGGGGAGACAACAGAAAAUUACAAAGCAUUUUUGAAGAACUUCUUAAAAAGCACAACUAAAUAGGGAGAUAUUAUUCAUGGAUGGAAAGAUACAAUAUUGUACAUAUGUCCAUUCUCCCUAAAUUAAUCUAUAAAUUCAAUCGAAUCUCAAAAUAAGUUUUGUGGACCUUGCAAAAUGAUUCCAAUAUUUAUAUGGAAAAGUGUCAAGAUUAGUCAUAAAAAUGUUGAAGAAGAAAAAUGUAAGCAGGCUUGCUCUACCAGAUAAAGAAACUUGUAAAUCUAAUGACUGAUUGGUGUAAGAGUAAACAGACUAAAGAAACAAAAAUAGAGAACUCAGAAACAAAUUCACAUAUAUAUAAAAACUUGAUAUUUGGUUAAUAUAGCACUACAAAUGAGUGGGGAAAGGACAGAUAAUAAGUGGUAAUAGGUCAGUUUUUUGUGAUUAUGAAAAAACUUAUAAACCCCUAUUAAUGCAGUUGAGACUUGUCUAAAAUUGUACAGAAUAGGAUGUAAUAAGAAAGCUUUCUAAGACUGUCAGAAGUACUUUAGGGAAUGCAAAUAUGUUUAGAGGUUUUUUUUAAAGGUCAGAAUAUUUACAUAGCAGUUACCAUAAAAUCUAGGUUAAAUGUACUUAAGUGUGUGUUUACUCAGAAGGACAAAGACUAUUCCUAUAACAUUCUUAGAUUUAUAUUUAAUGUUGUCCUCCAAGUAUUGUAACCUGUCAACAUGAGAUUAUAGAAAAGGAAACUUUAAAAAAUAUUUGUGCAUAAAACUUAUGUUUACUUAGAGUUGUUAUAGUAGGUUGAAUUUGUUCAUGAACUUUGUAUAAUAACCUGCUGACCAUGAUCUCGUUUUUAUACUUAACUGUAUUAAAAGAAUUAUACACCAUACACAAGUGGGAUUUCAGGUGUGCAAGGCUGGGUCAACAUUCAAAAUUCAACUGCUGUAAUCCAUCACAUCAACAGACUAAAGAAGAAAAAUCAUAUGAUCUUAUCAAUACAUGCAGAAAAAGCACUUGACCAAAUCCAGCACCCAUUCAUGAUUAAAACUCUCAGCAAACUUGGAAUAGAAGGGACCUUUCUUAACUUGAUAAAAAACAUCUACAAAAAACCUACAGCUAAUAUCAUACUAAAUAGUGAGAAACUAAAUGCUUUUCCACCAAGAUCAGGAACAGGGCAUGGAUGUCCCCUCUUACCACUGCUUUUCAACAUAAUACUGCAAUAUGAUGCAAUAUCAUGCUAAUGCAGUAAGACCAAAAAAAGGAAGUAAAAGAUAUAGAAUGAGAAGGAAGAAAUAAAACAUUAUUUACAGAUGACGUGAUUGUCUGUGUAGAAAAUCACAAAAAAAGAAAGAAUGAAAGAAAAAAAAAAACCCUGAAAGCAGUAUUAAGCAGUUAUAGUUACAGCAAGGUUUCAGUAUACAAAGUUAAUAUACAAAAGGCAAUCAUUUUCUUAUAUACCAGCAAUGAACAAUUUGAAUUUGAAACUUAAAACCCAGUACCACUUACAUUAGCAAAAGAAAAACAAACCAACCUUAGGUAUAAAUCUUAACAAAAUAUGUGUAAGAUCUAUAUAAGGACAACUACAAGACUGGUGAAAGAAAUGGUUUUUUAAGAAAAUGGAGAUAUCCCAUGUACAUGGAUAGGAAGACUCAAUACUGUCAAGAUAUUCUUCCCUACUUUAUAGAUUCAACACAAUUUCAGUCAAAACUGCAGGAAGUUAUUUUAUGGAUAUUGACAAAUUUAUUCUAAAGUUUAAUUGUAAAGGCAGAAGACCCAAAAUAGGCAACACAACAUUGAGAAGAACAUAGUUGCAUGACUGACACUACCAGAUGUCAACUUACUAUAAAGCUACAGUAACCAGGACCACGUGGUAUUAGUGAAAGAACAGACAACUAGGUCAAUGGAACAGAAUACAGAGACCAUAAAUAGACCCACAAAAAUGUAGUCAACUGAUCUUUGACAAAGGAUCAAGGCAAUUCAAUGAAGAAAGGAUAGUCUUUUCAACAAAUGGUGCUGGAACAACUGGAAAUCCACAUGCAAAAAAUGUGAAUCUGGACAUAGACCUUACACCUUUCACAAAAUAAACUUGAAUCAGAGACCUAAAUGUAAAACACAAACCUAUAAAGAAGAUACAUAGAAAAUUUAGGUAACCUUCAGUUUAGUGAUGACUUUUUUAGAUACAUCACUAAAAGCAUGAUCCAUAAAAGAAAAAAUAAGUUGGACUUCAUUAAAACUGAAAAUUUCUGUCAUGCAAAAGAUGCUGUUAGGAAAAUGAAAAGAUAAGCCACAGGUGGUGAGAAAAUAUUUGCAAAACAAUGAGACACCAUUGUUACAAUAGUUAAGUCCAAAGGCAAAAAUCCAAAACACUGACAACACCAAAUGAUGGCAGGAUAUGGAGCAACAUGAACUUUCAUUGCUGGUGGGAAUGCAAGAUGGUGUAGCCAAUUUGGAAGACAGUUUGGCAAUUUCUUAGAAAACUAAACUUACUCUUUCUUACCAAACAACCUAGCAAUCUCAUUCCUUGUUAUUUACCCAGAUGAGUCGAAAAUGUUUGUCCACACAAAAACCAGCACACAAAUGUUGAUAACAGCUUUAUUCAUAAUUGCAAAACUUGGAAGCAGCCAACAAGUCAAGUCCUUCAGUAGGUAAAUGGAUAAACAAACUGGUAGAUCCAUACAAUGGAAUGUUAUUCAGCAAUAAAAAAAAAGUUAUCAAGUCAUAAAAAGUCACGGAAGGCCCUUAAAAGCUUAACACUAAGUGCAAGAAGCCAAACUGAAAAGGCUACAUACUAUAUAAUUCCAACAUUUGACAGUCGGAAAACACAAAACUACGAAGACAGUAAAAAGAUCAGAUUGCCAGGAGUUGCGAGGGGUAGAUAAGUGGAGGGAGGGAUGAACAGGUAGAACACAGGAUUUUUAGGGCAGUGAAACUAUUCUCUGAUGGUACUGUAAUGGUGGAUACAUGUCAUUAUACAUUUGCCCAAACCCAUAGAAUGUACAACACACACAGACUCUACUCUGUGAUUUUAGUUAAUCUUGUGUCAAUAAUGGUUCAUCAAUUGUACCAAAUGUACAACUAAUGCAAGGUGUCUAUAACAGAGGAAACUGGAAGUGGGAGGAGAAUGAGAGGGUAUGGGGGAGCUCUCUGUAUUUCCUGCUCAUUUUUCUGUAAACACGAACUGCUCAGAAAAAUAAAGUCUACUGAUUUUUAAAAAUUUGUUUUGCUCCAGCUUCUCUGUGGAAAACAGAAUAGAAGAUUGACAGAGUAGAUUCCCAAAGACCAUUCAGUAAA
Globicephala melas (long-finned pilot whale) is the source of this 11527-nucleotide messenger RNA. RefSeq names its product M-phase specific PLK1 interacting protein (gene MPLKIP). The record is from RefSeq and is a predicted model, not a curated record. NCBI's taxonomy places the organism in Eukaryota, Metazoa, Chordata, Mammalia, Artiodactyla, Delphinidae. Gene Ontology annotation, cellular component: midbody; centrosome; nucleus.